Messenger RNA from Doryrhamphus excisus (bluestripe pipefish), 3214 nucleotides. Its product is annotated as cytochrome P450 2F2-like. Gene Ontology annotation, biological process: xenobiotic metabolic process. The record is from RefSeq and is a predicted model, not a curated record. NCBI's taxonomy places the organism in Eukaryota, Metazoa, Chordata, Actinopteri, Syngnathiformes, Syngnathidae. Gene Ontology annotation, molecular function: heme binding; iron ion binding; oxidoreductase activity, acting on paired donors, with incorporation or reduction of molecular oxygen, reduced flavin or flavoprotein as one donor, and incorporation of one atom of oxygen. Gene Ontology annotation, cellular component: intracellular membrane-bounded organelle; cytoplasm.
UAACUCAGACAAGCACACAAACAGUAGCGGAAGAGACCUGAGCGACAGCUCCCUUUAAAAAGAAGUCCAGUUCUGUCCACCACUGUCCCAAGAUGUUGGUCCAAAUCCUCCUACCGCUUUGUGUUUUCUUCGUCAUCUAUACUUUCAUGUGCCGAAGGCCCAAGAAUUUUCCACCUGGACCUAUAAUCUUGCCUGUCCUGGGAAACAUCUUGAGCUUUAGUUUGGCGAACCCCCUGCAGGACUUUGAGAGGCUGAGAAAAGCAUAUGGGAAUGUCUACAGUGUGUACCUCGGUCCGAAACCAGCGGUUAUUAUCAACGGCGUCCAUGCUUUGAAGGAGGCUUUAGUAUCGAAGGCUACCGAUUUUGCUGGACGGCCCCAAGAUCUUUACGUGAAUGACACCACCAACAGAAAAGGAGUGAUCCUGGCUGACUAUGGUACGAGUUGGAAGGAGCAUCGUCGCUUUGCUCUGAUGACGUUGAGGAACUUCGGUCUCGGGAAGAAUUCAAUGGAGGAAAGGAUUCUUGCAGAGAUUCAGUUCAUCAUGAAUACACUGGAACAGAGCAUUGGCAAAACCUUGAGUCCUCAACUUAUGUUCCAUAACGCGUCCUCCAACAUCAUUUGCCAGGUUCUGUUUGGUAAACGCUACAAUUAUGAUGACGAGUUCAUCAAAGUGAUUGUUCAAUGUUUCACUGAGAAUGCCAAGCUGGCUAAUGGACCAUGGGCAAUGCUCUAUGACUCCUUCCCAAUGAUUCGUGGUCUGCCACUUCCCUUCAUGAAGUCUUUUGAGAACGUCAAGACUUGUCAAAAACUUGCAAGGCGUGUGUUGGCCGAGCAUAAGAGUACCAGAAUCCCUGGUGAGCCACGAGACUUUAUGGACUGCUAUCUGGAUGAACUGGAAAAGCAAAGUGAUAAAGAAAAUUGCACAUUUUCAGAGUCCCAACUCCUCAUGUACGCUCUAGACAUUCACUUUGCUGGGACAGACACCACCUCCAACACCCUCCUGACUGCCUUCCUCUAUCUUAUGACCCACCCACAUAUACAAGAGCGUUGCCAACAGGAGAUAGAUGAGGUGUUGGAAGGGAAGGAUCAAGUGUGUUUUGACGACAGAAAUAGCAUGCCAUACAUGCAGGCUGUCAUCCAUGAAGUGCAGAGAAUAGCCAACACAGUGCCACUUAGUGUCUUCCACUGCACAACAAAAAACACAGAGCUAAUGGGAUAUUCCAUUCCUAAGGGUACAAUGAUCAUCCCAAACCUGACCUCUGUGCUGCAUGAGGAAGACCAAUGGAAAUUUCCUCAUGAAUUCAACCCUGAAAACUUCCUCAAUAGCAAGGGAGAGUUUGUAAAGCCUGAAGCUUUCAUGCCAUUUUCUGCAGGUCCACGCAUGUGUCUUGGUGAGGGUCUGGCUCGUAUGGAGCUCUUCCUCAUCAUGGUGACUCUGCUGAGGAAAUUCAAGUUCAUCUGGCCUGAGGAUGCUGGAGAACCAGACUUCACUCCGGUCUAUGGAGUCACGCUCACUCCCAAGCCUUAUCAUAUGAAGAUCCAACUAAGGUCCUUGCAGUGAAAUUGAACACAGACAGUUGUUGAUCAAAAUGCCGUGGCAUUCUAAUACGGCCUUUUUUUUUUUAACCAUAGCAGUGAUUUUUCAACUCAUGGGUUGUGACCCAAAAGUGGGUCACAGAGCUGUUUUUAGUGGGUCGCCAUUCUUGCUCCCCAGUAAUGGUCAAAAAAUAUUGAAAUAUGUAGUAUUCUGAUCACUAGGUGUCAGUAAUGUUACAUUGCUGAGACACUACAUUAUACUGUAUUAGAUGGCAUGUCCAACAUGACACAGUAAAAAUAAGUUCUCCUCCCAUUUCAUGUGGAAGUGGUAUAAUUUUGCUUCUUACAUUGUCUUUCUUCCCCACUUCAAUUGUAAACCUUUUGAAUUUGAGGCAAACUACUUAGCUUGGUCGCAUGUUCAAAGCAGCGUCUGUCGCUUGUACCCCUGCAGUGAUCCCGAAACAUGUGCAAUACGGUUAAGUAAAGUGUUGUAAACAAAAAAUAUUAGCAAGUGUAAAGAUGAUAAUGGUAAAAAAAAAGUGUAUUUAGAAAGCCAUAAACGACAAAAAUAUUUCAUUUAUAAAUAUUGAAUCCAGGUGGCACGGCGGUCAAGUGGUUAGCGCCAGACCUCAAAGCUAGGAGACCAGGGUUCAAUUCCACCCUCUGUGUGGAGUUUGCAUGUUCUCCCCGUGCAUGCCUGGGUUUUCUUCGGGUACUCCGGUUUCAUGCUAGGUUAAUUAGCGACUCCAAAUUGUCCAUAGGUAUGAAUGUGAGUGUGAAUGGUUGUUUGUCUAUAUGUGCCCUGUGAUUGGCUGGCGACCAGUCCAGGGUGUACCCCGCCUCUCGCCCGAAGACAGCUGGGAUAGAAUGAAUGAAUAUUGAAUCCUAUUCACUUAUGGGUAUGGAAUGAAUUAACUGCAAUAAUCAUUAGGGAGACUAGCAGUUAGCUUUAGCCAUACAGCACUGACAAUUGAAGCUUAGCCUUUAUUAGGGUGAGAGGUUGAUCGUGCUGUGGACUUAUCACCAAUCAAUAACAGGUGCACCAGGGUUCAGAUUAUGGAGCAUGCUCACUUGAUCAAAAAAUAAAUUUUUCUCUAAAGUGGAAGUCUGAUUUAAGAACGGUACUUCUAUUGCAGAAGCACUGACAUGGUUAUUUAAUAGUUUACAAAUCCACCCACUGGUCUCCAUUUAAAGACAUGGAAAUAUUUCUGAAAAACACGAUAUAUGAUGAAUUAUGUGGUGUGUUCUUAAGAAAACAUACACUGGUAAAUGCCACAUUUUUCUUAAACAGUGAUUUAAUAAAUGAGAUUUAAGAAUGCAAUUUGUCAUAAGCACAUACUUUACUGGAAGCCCAACAAAGAUGGAACUGCAACCGGAUUCAUUUUUCAUCUUGUAGUUUACCUCUGACCCACUCACACCCAUGUUUUUGUUGUGGUAUCGUUUUGUGGUUUCAGUUGUAUUUACAACCCAACCCUCUCACUCCUAUUCUUCUGCUGUCAGUGUUGCCGACAGGGGAGACAAAUGUCUUCUGCUACAAAUACAUUUUUCCCAUUGCACGUACAGUUGCACAUUAUAUAGUAAUAACAAAUACAAAAGUUAUAUCAGGCCACAUUUUGGGGUUUGUGACCGUGAACUCUGUGCUUACACGUCUGUGCUUCUAAAGUAAAGAGAACGGAU